ACUAUCCAGUAGGUGAUUGGCAACGGGCUCGUAUCGUCCGAGUAACUCACAAGUGAUUGUAAAAAAUGGCAUCCGCGACGACGUCGCACAAUGAGGUUUCACAGCAAUUUUCCGUCAACAAACUUAUCCGAGUUGGUUAUUAUGAAUUGGAUAAAACAAUUGGAAAGGGUAAUUUUGCUGUUGUCAAAAUGGCCACCCAUGUCGUUACAAAAUCCAAGGUUGCUAUCAAGAUAAUAGACAAGACAAAACUUAGUGAGGAGAAUUUAGCUAAAAUAUUUCGCGAAGUGCACAUAAUGAAGAGACUGCGACAUCCCCACAUUAUUCGGCUUUACCAAGUAAUGGAGACUGAAAAAAUGAUUUAUUUGGUAACUGAGUAUGCACCUGGUGGUGAAAUAUUUGAUCACCUCGUGCGUAAUGGGAGAAUGUCCGAAUCCGAAGCGAGAAGAAUAUUCAAGCAGAUUGUACAGGCUGUUCACUAUCUCCACCAGAAUCGGGUCGUUCAUCGAGAUCUUAAGGCUGAGAAUCUACUCCUUGAUGCUGACAAUAAUAUUAAACUCGCUGAUUUUGGAUUCAGUAAUGAAUAUACACCGGGCGUGCCUUUGAGCACUUGGUGUGGUUCACCGCCUUAUGCAGCACCCGAAAUAUUCGAAGGUAAACAUUACGAUGGCCCAAGAACUGAUGUAUGGAGUUUGGGAGUUGUACUGUACGUAUUAGUCUGUGGGGCAUUGCCAUUUGAUGGGCCAACAAUGCAACUGCUUAGGGCAGUCGUUAUCUCGGGAAAAUUUAGGAUACCAUUUUUCAUGUCUGCUGAGUGUGAGAAAUUAAUCAGGCAUAUGCUGGUGGUGGAGCCGGAGAGGAGACUCAGUAUUAUACAGAUUUUGACGCAUCCUUGGAUGGCUGGCGAUGGACUCACUGAGCCGGAACCUGGAGGGUGCAGUCAGGAAACUAUUCAUCCCCAGCCUAUUAAUCAAAUGGUGAUAGAGAAUAUGUUGAGACUGCCUGGCCUGGAUGCAAACACUCUCCUAAAAUCCAUACAAGGAAACGCGUUUGAUCACGUAUCAGCGAUUUAUCACUUACUAGCUGACCGUAUGGAAUUUACAAUGCAGAGUUUACCGAGUAUGCAGACGCUACCAGGGGAUUACAUGGCUGACGGUGCCCACCAGUUGGAGAAAUUCGGUGAGACUGAGCCGGAGUGUGAGUCCGAGCGUAUUGGUCUCAAUUUACCUCCUGGUGCACCUUACCACGCUACCAGGAGGCAUACCGUGGGCCCCGGCGAUACAGCCCACCAACCUUCAUCACCCUAUCCUUACGCCUGUAAUUAUUCACCCGGUGGAUAUCCACCUCUUGGCCUUCUGCCAAUGAUGCAGUGCAAUGUCGACCCACAUAUGCUACCACAGACUAAUUUGCCACUGAAUCUUCCGCUGGUGCAAAAUCAACCGCCCCAGAAUUUCCAAAUCAAGGAUCAGCAUUUACUGAAACCACCACCCGUCAUGGGGGCCACGAGCAGUUUCGGACGAAGAGCCUCGGAUGGCGGAGCAAACCUCCACGUAUUCUACCAACAGCAGCAUGGCAAUGGAACAGGAAAUGGUGAAGAGAGUGGCUGGAGUCAACCAGGCAGCAGAGAACACUUACAAUCUGGAGGAAGCCCCACGUUGGGUCAGUGCUCUCAAACCCUGAGUGUAAGUACAGGGAGCCCAGACAGCAGUGGUGGUGGAAGUAGUGCAAGUUCAACGAGUGGUAACGACAGAAGACGAAGAAGUGGUCUUACAGCUGUUAUGCAACGGCCAGUAAUAAAUCCGGAACUGGUCAUGGAGGUGGAAGCUAGGAUGAAUAGAGCAUAUCUACCAUCGAGACUGCUGCCUUGUCAUUUAAGGGCCGCUGGGCUUCCUCAUCUCAAGAAAACCUCACUAUAUCCUGUUGGAGCUGCAGGCAGCAGAGAUUCUUAUAAAGAACCUACUACUCACGUUGCAGCGGAACGAUAUUCACCAGUGCGGAGAGCCUCCGAGGGAUCCUGUCCACCUGGACCGGGAAUUCAGGCUAUUCAGCAGGAAUAUCAGCAGCUACAGAGACUUGCCUCACCUUCGCACAGUCCGGCUAGUAUUCCGGGAUCUCCGGUUCAUGAACGAGGAGUGGCAGCCAUUACUCAGGGUCUCAGUGGUCUGACGACAGCACCUGUACAAGGGAGUAUUGUUCAUGGUACUCCCACACAACCACCCACAGCACCUCUGGACUUGAGCCCAUUGCGUCACCACAGGUCGCCAGCAACAACACCAGUCAGCUAUUCACCGAGUAACAGUCCUGCUCUCGACAUGAUCCAGGAGGAACACCCGGUUGACAUGCUCAGGAAAAUACCACCUCAAAUAUCAGUGACGGACGUUCUUGGUGGUCAAGUAACUCUUGUCGGGUGUGCUCCAUCGCCCUCACCAUCGGUGGACUCCCUCGAGGAUAAUUUUCCUCACUACAGCCCACUACCAAGUUUCCUAAUAUCCGAACCCUGUGAUCCAUCUCGUCCGAGCAUAACCCGGGGAAUAGGUCGGCUUAAUUCAGUAAGUUCACCGACAACUGAGGUAGAAGUAACAUUAUCUGAUGAAUCGAGUCGUCUCAAUUCCGAGGCUAUACUCGGUCGUGUUAAACAAAUAAUAGAUGCACAUGCAACAACAAAAGGAUUUAUAUUCUCAAGACAGGAGGUUGCUGGUGGUGGACUUAGUCUUGAAUAUCCUGGAGGUGUACAAAUUGAAUUGAGAGUUUGUGAAUUGGAGGAGCGGGAAGUUAAGGGAAUUAAAAUGCGACGAAUAAGUGGUGAUCAGAUGCAGUACACUCAACUAUGUCAACAAUUGAUAUCUUGCAUCACCGUUUGACAAGAGCACACACGAGUGUAUGCACGAAAUAAUUAUACAGUGACAAAACAUGGGUUAUUUGAUGAUGACUCAUCAAUAUUAUACAUUUUAUUGUGUACAUUCCUUACUUUUAUUAUUCCUGGUGCCUCAAAACACCCAAUCAGUAACAGUAUUGCACUGUGCAUACUGCAUAUAUGUAUAUAUACAUAUUUACGUACAUGUACGUACAUUAGAGGAUAUCGUUGUGAUUGUUUAAUGCCUAAAUCAGAAUCACGUGUUGAAUUUAUGAGACAUCGUUAGCGAUGCGUAUGUAUAUGCAUUUUUAUUUGAAAAAAAAAAUCACUUUAUCGUCACUUCAUCGGCUUACGAGUGACAAUUUGUACAAAUCGAUUGUCAACGGUUUAACGGAUUAAUAGAUUGAUUAGGCAACGUUAUUCACUAGACUUGAAUUGACUCUAAUCGUUGUAAAUAGGUGAAUUUAUAUGUAAAUAUGUCAGUAGAUGAGAAUUUAAAAUACUUGAUUAAAGCCAAACAAUUGGAUUAACCGAUUCAGAGAUUUAGAUAAAUCCUUAUUUACACGUACAUUCCAAUUUAUUUGUCUGUCAUCGUUAUUGUGUAGGAAUGAUUAGGCAUGUGUGGUGAUACUGUAUAUAUUUGUGUAAUAUAAUAUUCAAAAAUUGUUGUUUUCGUCAUGAAUGAAUUUUGAAUAUUGAUUGUGGAGGUAAACGCUUUUGUUUUCUUCAGUUUUUACUCAUUUACUGGGGUUUGAAAUAGCAAAAAAAAUAUGGUGUUCAUGUAAUUAUUUUUGUCAGGCACUCGUGAAAAUGUUGUAUUUAAUUCCAAUUAUGUUGACGCGUAUCAUGAUCAUACGCACAAAAAAAAAAUAUAAACACUGCAUAUCUGAGAUGAUAAGGGAAUUUAGAUGCAUCUGCCUGGGAUAACUGGACAGGGGUAUCACACAAA
Molecule: messenger RNA, 3800 nt
Organism: Diachasmimorpha longicaudata
Lineage: Eukaryota; Metazoa; Arthropoda; Insecta; Hymenoptera; Braconidae
Product: serine/threonine-protein kinase SIK3-like
Exons: 10
Coding region: 66-2858 (930 amino acids)
Biological process (GO): intracellular signal transduction; protein phosphorylation
Cellular component (GO): cytoplasm
Molecular function (GO): ATP binding; protein serine/threonine kinase activity
Source: RefSeq, a predicted model, not a curated record